Molecule: messenger RNA, 2823 nt
Organism: Haliotis rubra (blacklip abalone)
Lineage: Eukaryota; Metazoa; Mollusca; Gastropoda; Lepetellida; Haliotidae
Exons: 5
Coding region: 344-1492 (382 amino acids)
Source: RefSeq, a predicted model, not a curated record
UGCGGGACUCGACCACAAGAGCCAGGCUCCGUACCCAAGAUCACAUCACGGAUCAGGAGAAUCUGUUGAUACACGAACAGCCGCUGCGUAUUAUUUACUUCUCUGUGUUGCAUUAACGGAUGUAAACAAUCGCGUCUAUUCAAGCGCCAAGAACUUCUAAUUCGGCAUUUACUUAUUCACAUUGGAAGAUACGUCAAAGUGUGUGUUUUCUUGAAACAUUUCAACUGUGAGCUACCACUUUGGGAACUGUGGUGUGUAACAGCGGGCUGAGCCCCAGCUUUGUUGUUACCAGGACUUGAAGAGAUAAGACAAGCCACGCUCAUCAACUCUUGUUCUGAUCGCCAUGGCUAGAUACAUGUCGCUUACAACAUUAACACUCUGUCUCAGUACUGCUGCAGCUUGUCCAGGGAUUGUCAACUAUACCACCAGCCAGACAAUCAGCUCUCACGACUACCCCAAGCCCUACCCACAAGGUGUCACCUGUACCUGGGUGUGGCGGGCCGACUCUGGACUCUGGGGUGUCAACUUCACCGAUGUGGACCUCAAUGGGGAUAAUGACGGCCUCACCAUCGAUUUAGGAAGGAAUCUCAAUAGUCUUUACGUCCAUGGGCCACACAACAUUAUCUACAGCCCGGGGCCCAGUCUGAAGAUUACCUUCACUUCCGGGAUCUCUACCACUAGGGGGCGCGGCUUCCGCAUAAAUGUUCUCUACGGCAAGAACAAACAUGACCUUGACCGCCAGUUUCGGCGUGCCCCAAUUCCGCCCCCCACAACAGGGUCACAAGAUCCGGCCUCCUUCAUGCCCCUGCUGCUGGCUAUAGCAAUGGGAACUCUGUUUCUGUUCGUCUCUGUCUUCAUCUGGGUAGCUUGUCGACGUCAUCGACGACAACGUCAAAUACGUCAGCAACAGGAAGUCUCGCUCAGCGUCAACGUACACGGUAUUCGCCGAGAUUCCGGCGUCAAGUACACACGGAAGGCCUCUACCAAUUCUCAGUUAGAUGACGCGCCUUCCGCCAAGAAAACAAACAAAGUCGUGAGAACAAAUAGCAACCGAUCGUGGGCGGUCCGAGCGGAGUUGACGUCAACGACUACAACAGCACCCAGUAAUAGUGACGGCCACCCCCGUACCGUGCAUAAUCUGUACACUCCAAUGGAAAAACUGGAAAUGCUUAAAGCUAAACAGAUGCGUGAAGGUCAAGGUCAAACUAAGGUUGAGAAUCAGACCCUGCCACGCGACAGAGUAGGAACGCUGGAGAGAGUGCCGGAGAACACUUUAAUGAUGAAAAUACCCACGUCAGGAUUCGAACCCGACCAGGACGAUGGUUACCUUGGUCCAUCUGUCGCACCCAAAGUAACCACUUCAUAUCUGCAUUGCCCCGUCACUCUCAGUCCUGAUCUCAACAACGCCAGGUUUGGUUCAGUUUCUUCAACUGGAAGCUGCGACGGCGGCUACCACAACUUCACCGUCGUCGGCCGUGUAGACCUGGUGUAAACUGUAUCUCUACGUGGCUAAGAAAAGCCACCUAUCCGUCGAAAUGGUUUCUCUUCACGGCCAUCCAGAUCAUCUUGGCUCAUUUCGGAGUAUUUCCGUAACUGCACGAUUAGUUCUGAAUGCAACAGGAUUUGGACAGGGUUUAUCACACCAUGGUGUGCGUGUGUAUUUUAAUCUUAUAAAACUGGAUUGCACACAAUGUAAUCGUGACACUGGCCAUUAAAACGCCCUUGAAAUGCGUCUGAUGUCGCCAAGCCAAGGAGUAUACCUGGAUACGGUAAUGGUCAAUGUGACGAAAUGACGGGAAGCCGCAGUGACGAAGUGACGGGGAUGUCUUCUCAUAUGAAGGCAAUAGGCUAAACUACGGCUCCACGUUACCUGGAGGUCAGUACCAAAAGGCUGUCGCUUUAGGGCAGAAACCGUACCAUCGCUGGUGAAGUUGCAUCUUGGUAAAGAGGACUACAAGUGUCCACAACGUUCAGGACCAUGGCAUAUACUGUUAUAUCCAAUCCGCGGUGUUAUAAUUGAUCGUAAAGUUACCGUUAUCUAUGUUGAAGGUACCGUUAUACUGACAGUGACAAGACGGAUGUGUGUGUUUGACGAGGACCUUAAAGGCUGAAUAGCAGGUGUUAAAUUGUAAAUGUACAUCAGUAUGCCAUUCCCUGUGUAAUUACUCUUGGAUCAUUUACCUGUAUGAUACUUCUUUGUUUCCUUGCUGAUAAACUCGACAUUCAGCAACAUUCAGCAACACCUGGUCCAGUCAAUCCAGUGAUUGAAAUCGUAAGCAUAGAUCUCCAUGGGGAUAAGACAACAUUCAUGAGCCAAGUCAGAAAAGCCCACCGCUUAUCCCGUUACGCGCCUGUUACGACAAGUCUAGUUGGUGAAGACCCGGAUCUCCACGGACCUGCCUCCACCUACAAACUCUGGUGUGAUAUCAUUGGAUGAUGGGUCAUAUGUUUCCCUAUGCAUUAUGUUCGCCAAGGAACAAUCGGAGUGGAUGUGCUGUGUGUUCACACACGGUUUGAAGUUGAAAUCAGUGAAAUCCCCGAAAAUAUUGCUUCAAUUAUUUAAAUUCUCAAGAGAACUCUCAAGCACUCGAUCGUCACGCCGAAUACCCGGGUUCGAUUCCCCACAUGGGUACAAUGUGUGAAGCCCAUUUCUGGCGUCCGCCCUUGCUAAAAGCGGCGUAAAACUAAGCUUAUUAAAAGCUGAAAUUGUCUCAUGUCAUUUGUGGUUCUUUGCUUGGUCUGUUUACAUGUUUAUUGUUCAUUAUAACUUGUUUAUUAUUAAUCAUUGAUAUGUGAAUAAAUUUUGAGUCUAUUUUUCCAAAA